Molecule: messenger RNA, 2379 nt
Organism: Aspergillus pseudonomiae
Lineage: Eukaryota; Fungi; Ascomycota; Eurotiomycetes; Eurotiales; Aspergillaceae
Exons: 6
Coding region: 1-2379 (792 amino acids)
Source: RefSeq, a predicted model, not a curated record
AUGGAGCCAGCGGAGAGCCGCGAACGCAGUGCUGGUAAUCAGUACCGUUACCCUCCAUUGCCCCAGGGAUAUAUCCGCCUGCUCCGCUUACUUCCUAGCGAGGAGAGAAACUCCCAUAUUCAAGGUUGGCUGUUCAACUAUCCCCUAGAGCGGUUAGCAGGCAAAACACACCUCUAUGAGGCUAUAUCAUAUGUCUGGGGUGACUUGAACGACUGUCAAUCCAUCUCAUUAGAGGACUGUGAUUUCCCCGUGACUGCCAAUCUUCACACAGUUCUGUUGCAUAUUCGUGACCCGUACAUCGAGCGAAUCAUCUGGAUAGACGCGGUUUGCAUAAAUCAGAAGGAUCUCAAGGAGAGGGGAGAGCAGGUGCUUCAAGAGGUUGCGGCCGCACGACAGAUCUUGAUCAAGUGCGGAGCUACAGAGAUGGACGGAUAUGUGUUUUGCGUUGGUCUUACAUCAGGAUCUUUUGAAUCUCUCUAUAAGGAUUUCCCUGAGUUACAAGCCGUCGUUCUCCCUGUGGCAUUCCUCAUGAGAGAGUCAUUAUUUCGGCCAAAGGUAAUACAGAGCAUUUCAAGCGAAUUCUCAUUGAACAUACGCCCUCUGAGCGACCUACUUGAGAUGUACCACACUCGUGAAGCUACCAGGCAACAUGAUAAGCUAUUUGCCUUGCUGGGCAUGUGCUCUGACGAGUCUAUUCCGACUGAUUUACUGCCUGACUAUAGCACACCAUGGGCAACGCUUUUUGCGCGGCUUGUUCGAUUUUUACUUGGGAGAGCUGUAUACAUCAGCACUUACGAUCAAUCCGAAUGCGCUUUAAUAAGUGGGUGGGGUUAUAUUCUGGGCAAAGUACUGUCAGCGAAAAGAAGCCAGCGAGAAGAUGGACAGGAGGUGAGUUUCGCUACAAAAGAUACAGAUGGAAGCUUUGGACCCCAGAUACAAUGGCAUCUACCAGCUCUAGCAAAGCCCGUCCAAGUAGGCGAUCUAGUUUGUCAGCUACAGGAAGCGGCGAAGCCUACCAUAAUCCGUCUAUGCCGUGAUAACUUUUCCAUAAUAAUGAUUGCGGCACCUCUGGAGCUCCAGCAGCCGAAGCAUAACACUCUGUUGACCAUUCCUCUUUCCUGGGACUGGCAGGAUCCCUAUUGGAAAUUGUCAGAUCAGAAGGAUGCCCAAAGUUCCUUGAACAGCAGUUUACCUAGGUACUCAGGUCACCAACACGGAGGUCUGUCGGGUGACCCAGAUGGAUUGUGGCGUGCCGCUCUAGUAUUGGAAGCAGCAGAGGAGUAUCGAAUUGCAGCAGACAAAUUUCAACAAGCACUGUCAGGGUAUAAGAAAACCAGGAGGGCAAAUCAUACGCGCAAGGCGGCCUGCAGAGAUAAGCUCACCUUGAUGUACAAAAAAAUGGGACUAUUAUAUGCAGAGCAGUCGGAAACGGUACCUGAAGAGUUGUAUGGAUUAAAUCCUUUGGAGCUUGGCCAACUCAAAAAUUGGACUUUCAAGCUCAAGUUCAAGCAAGAAGGAGUUAUCAGUUACAGAACUGCAUUCAGUAUUGCUGUCCCUAAUGUUGAGAAAACUGUCUUGCUCACUGCCAGAUGUAAUCUCAUCGAUAAGAAAGGUCACCCAUCCCAGGAUUUAGAGAUCUACAACGAACAUGGCCGGGUUACCUCGAUUAGUGGGCAUAUAGAGGUAUUUCUCUCUGCUUGCGAUCCGAAUUGCGCGAGCAAUACCAGCAUGGACCCAGGUUAUGGAGCACUUCUGGUUGAUAUGAAGGUCGAAUGGCACUGUCGUGGUUAUGGUUUUGCCCUAAUAUUGGGCCAAACGAACCUAAAAGGCAACGGCCUUGGGGUUUGCGGUUAUCCGAACUUGGCCAGGCUUUCUAGAAGCACAGGGCUAUGUCUUAGUUGUCAGAAUGACCGAAUGACAUACAAUGCCAUUGUAAUGCCAGGGAUGAGCGGAUCGCCUGUGUUCUUGUCACAUAAUGGAUAUGCCACCGCCGUCGGCAUUCAUAUCGACCCAUGUGGUGUGGGCGGAUGGUGCGUACGCCUUACUGCAAAGGUUCUGGAGGAGAUAUUUGGCUGGGCUAACGCCAUCUACACAAAUAAAUGCUUGAGAGUUCCGCCGACUACAUUCGAUAUUCUUCCCUCGUAUGCGUCAAGCGCAACUGGUCACAUCAAGCUCUACGUGUUUCGCUUCCGGGUACCUCCCAGGUGGCCACGUCCAAAGCAGAUAUGGGUGCAAUGGAAUAUUACAAAUAGUAUUGUGAGACUGACAAGCUCUCUGCGCCAGUCGAGUUCAGUGAAAUUGCACUCGAUGCUAGAAAGGGGCCAAAAUGUCUUUCGGGUGACCUUUGAACUAGAGUGGGGGAUGGCGAAAAAGGUAUAG